UCAUAUUUAUUUUCUUGAUCUUCCGUUGGUCUUUGGUUCCUCCUAGUCUGUGCUGUGUGGGCGAUGCUGGUCUGUCUGGUGUUCUGUGGCAAGCUGACCACUGUGGAUGCAGCACCCCUCUGCACCAAUGCCCAGGCUGGGUGCCACGUUCUCUCCCUGGCCAACCUGUUUGACCGGGUCAUUCAGCACUCAGCCAGGAUGCAUGGCAUUUCAAAUGACCUCCACUCCGAGUUUGAGCUUUACUUCCUGCCCAGUAAGAAUCAGAUUGGCCGGGUCAGUCGCAACUGUCACACGUCAUCCAUCCUGACCCCAAAUGGCAAAGAGAAUGCUCAGAGAAUGGCGAGAGAAGAACUGACGGAGGUGAUUCUAAAGCUCCUGGUGGCAUGGAGAGAUCCUUUGUGGCAUUUCCACCAGAGCAUGGCUCACCACCACGACUUUAAUAACUUCAGCUCCAAUAAAUCUCUUGAAAUGAGUGACAUGGUGCAUGAGCUACGCAAAGGUGUACAGAAAGUGGUUGAGAAGAUGCAGAUGUUGGGAAUAAUAAGUAACUCUGUCAGCAACCUGGCUUCUCCUGAGGCUUUGCUGGCAUCUGACAGUGCUGAGUGGCGCCUCAUGAAAGACUAUGAUCUUCUCUACUGCUUUCGCCGAGAUUCUAACAAGGUCCAGAACUACCUGAAGAUCCUUAAGUGUCGAAUUGUUCCGGAGCAUGGAUGUUAAAGGCCGAACAACAAUGGGGAUUGUGCUCAAUCUUCUGAAAUAUCAGCAUUAGAAUGGAAAUGUGAACUACACAGAUAAAGCUGUAGUUUUUGUUGUGUUUUCUAUAUACAGAGCAUCAGAUGUUACCUGACACACACAUGUUCACUUCUAUCAUGACUGAAGUGCUAUUGGAACCCAAAGACUCUGUCCAUCCUGUCUGUAAUUCCUGAUAUUAUAUAGUCCAUCCUUAGGAAACAUUAAAUGAAGGCAGACAGGAUGGAUUUACAAUAAUACAUGUCAUGAUACACUCCUUAAAAAUGCAUAUCAUGUUGAAAUAUAGUAAUAAU
Amphiprion ocellaris (clown anemonefish) is the source of this 1043-nucleotide messenger RNA. It is a transcript of the gene prl2, whose product is annotated as prolactin 2. The transcript has 4 exons. Gene Ontology annotation, molecular function: hormone activity. Gene Ontology annotation, biological process: positive regulation of receptor signaling pathway via JAK-STAT; response to nutrient levels. The record is from RefSeq and is a predicted model, not a curated record. NCBI's taxonomy places the organism in Eukaryota, Metazoa, Chordata, Actinopteri, Pomacentridae. The annotation marks the transcript as partial. Gene Ontology annotation, cellular component: extracellular region.